AUGAGCCCGGCAUGUGAUCCUACCUCGAUCCUCGUUGUUUGCGUGGUAACAGGAGCCCUGAGCACAAGGCGAAUCAUUAGAUACACCCGCGACGCUAUGUCCGCCUAUACCAUUGCCGGAGGAAUUGCUGAUGAAGUGCUGCGCUCCAUUCGGACCGUCAAAGUCUUUGGUGCGCAGGGGGCAUUCGCGAAACGAUUCGAACAACACUUGCAGACCGUGGGACAGGCAAGCCGUAAAGGGACAAGUGAUUUCAGCAGUCAUGACUGCCAUCAUUAUGACGACUACCUUCUGGAGUCAUCCUCUGACAUUCUGGUCCGGGUCCUUAUUCAUCGCAGAGGGGCACGCGGCUCUUCAAGAUGUCAUAACCGUGGCCUUUGCGAUGUUGCUGGCCGCGCAUUCGCUGUCGAUGGUGGCGCCCCAUAUUCGAGCCUCGGGGGCUCGCUUGGACAACGUGCAAGGUUGUCUGUCUAUCCCAGACAGCUAGUGAUAAAUCACCUGGAUCUCCACUUCCCGGCACGCCAAGUGACCGCCAUCGUGGGGCCAUCUGGCUCGGGCAAGAGUACGAUUUUCAAUCUCAUCGAGCGAUUCUACCCACCUGUCAGUGGGAGAAUCCUCCUUGACGGGCAAGACAUUACCACUUUGAACCUUAAAUGGUACCGUCAGCAGCUAGGACUGGUCGGUCAAGAACCCAUUCUCACUGGCAACACAAUCUACGAAAGCAUCUGUCACGGAUCCUCAGCGAUACCACCCCGGCAAGGCAUCGACGAUGAGGCCACCAAACAAAGUGUCAUCAGCGCUGCAAAGGCCGCAAAUGCACACGACUUCAUUAUGGGUCUGCCGGAGGGAUACUCAACCAAGAUCGGUGAGGCUGGUGUACAGCUUUCGGGAGGCCAGAAGCAAAGAAUUGCUAUUGCGCAGGCACUUAUUCGUCAUCCGACUGUACUUCAACUUGAUGAGGCAACGUCGGCCCUUGACGCGGAUUCCGAACGUUUGAUCAAAGAAACAAUUCAGCUAUCGGCCGCGGAACGGACUCUGAUUAUUAUCGCCCACCGACUUUCCACCAUUAAACAUGCCGAUAACAUCAUCGUUCUCGCCGAUGGUAAAUUGGUCGAGCAAGGAACGCACAGCGAGCUGAUGGCCAGAAAUGGCAUGUAUGCGUCACUUGUCAAAGCACAUCAGGCCGAAAGCAAGGAGAAAGAGAACGCCGUCACCUAUUAUGAGAGCGUUGACGAUUCAGGCACGACAUCGCCCAAGUUAUCCCACAAGCAAAGCUUCACCGAACAAUUGUACGAGGUCGACAACGAGAAGUCCUCGGAUACCGGCGAGCGCGGCCCGUCAACAUGGACGUUGGUCAAGCUGACCGCCUCAUUCAAUCGCCCCGAGGCGAGUUACAUGACCCUCAGGCUGAUGUUUUCCAUCCUCGCAGGUUGCUGCAACCCAGCUUUAGCAUUUGUGCUGGCCAAAGCGAUUGCCGUGCUGUCUCUUUCAACGUCGACGAUGUCUAAACUCAAGUCAGAUGCCAGCUUCUGGUCCUUGAUGAUGUUCGUGAUUGGGUGGGCGAAUCUACUCAAUGGAGUUACUCACGGCAUCCUUUUCGCAUAUUGCUCGGAGAAAUUGACCUAUAGAGCAAGAAGUCAAGCAUUCCGCUCGAUGCUCAGCAAGGAUGUGGAUUUCUUUGACGACGAAAAACAUCAAACGGGCUCUUUAACCAGAAUCUUAUCUAUUGAGGUCCAGAACCUCGCUGGUAUCAGCGGCGCUACAUUGGGAACAAUCCUUGCCACCACGACCAUGCUUGUCGCCGCCAUGGCUAUUUCUCUGGCCGUUGGUUGGAAAGUUGCCUUGGUUUGCGGUACCACGAUACCUAUCCUGUUAGGCUGUGGUUACUACCGGGUCUGCAUGAUUGCAGCAUUCGCACAAAGGAUGCACGGCGCGCACCAAUCUUCCUCUGCGUUCGCCAGUAGAGCUAUAUUCUCAAUUCGCGCCGUAGCAUCUCUGACACGCGAGGAGGAAACAUCCCAAGAAUACGAGGAACAGUUGCUCCAACAGGAGAGGAAAGCUGGUAUCUCGAUGCUGAAGUCAUCAAUUCCAUUCGCGGCCGCGAAGUCCUUUGUGUUCUUCUGCGUCACGCUUGCGUUCUGGUACGGCGGGACCCGACUCAGUCCGCCGGAUUUGUGUUCUCGUCUGCAUCAGAUAUCGGCAAAAGCGAAGAAGGCCGCGAGAGUCUACCACGACCUCUUACGGCCUCUACCAGGGAUAGAGUCUGACGCCACGAACUGUCACACGCAUCAGAUCAAUUCCAUUCAAGGGUCUAUCGAAUUCCGCGAUGUAUUCUUUUCCUAUCCCAGUCGUCCUCCUCAUCCAGUUCUCGAAAACCUCAGUCUCAGUGCGGAACCUGGCCGGUUCAUAGCCCUCGUGGGUGGCAGUGGGUGUGGGAAGAGCACGAUCUUGUCCUUACUUGCUCGACUUUACGAUCCCAACUCAGGUGCUGUGUUGGUAGAUGGUCAUGAUCUGAGGGAUCUCGACGUUCACCACUAUCGAAAGCAGCUGUCUUAUGUCAGCCAAGAGCCAGUCCUCUAUCAAGGCACUGUCAGAGAGAAUUUGUCACUUGCAGUCGAAGACGAAGAAUGGCAAGCGGGCGAAGAGGAAUUGAUUCAGGCGUGUAAAGAUGCGAAUCUCUACGAUUUCAUCGUAUCACUAGAGGACGGGUUCUCGACGCUCGUGGGAGCUCGUGGAGUCAUGCUCUCUGGCGGCCAGAAACAGCGUCUAGCGAUCGCUCGUGCCUUGAUACGGCGUCCACGCAUUCUCAUUCUCGACGAAGCGACAUCGGCUUUAGACUCUGCAUCCGAGAAAAGUGUUCAGGAGGCCUUGAAUAAAGCGGCUCGCGGCCGAACAACGAUCGCAAUUGCCCACAGAUUGAGUACUAUUCGGCAUGCCGACAAGAUCAUGGUUAUCGAUCAUGGUAGAGUGGUGGAGAAGGGUACAUAUUCAGAACUCAUGGCCAUGAAGGGGAAGUAUUACUUUCUGGCAAGGUUGCAGGGCCUCGACCUCGAGAGUUCGUCGUUGGUUUCUUAA
This is a messenger RNA of Rhinocladiella mackenziei CBS 650.93, 3072 nucleotides long. RefSeq lists its product as uncharacterized. The coding region runs from base 1 to 3072 and encodes 1023 amino acids. Gene Ontology annotation, cellular component: membrane. Gene Ontology annotation, biological process: transmembrane transport. NCBI's taxonomy places the organism in Eukaryota, Fungi, Ascomycota, Eurotiomycetes, Chaetothyriales, Herpotrichiellaceae. Gene Ontology annotation, molecular function: ATP hydrolysis activity; ABC-type transporter activity; ATP binding. The record is from RefSeq and is a predicted model, not a curated record. The transcript is spliced from 4 exons.